GGAGAACCUGGACCUCCAGGGCCUCCAGGAGCAGACGGUUCCCCAGGGCCCGCUGGUCCUCCUGGUCCACAAGGCCUACCUGGAGAACAUGGAGAACCGGGCCAAAGG
Molecule: messenger RNA, 108 nt
Organism: Austrofundulus limnaeus
Lineage: Eukaryota; Metazoa; Chordata; Actinopteri; Cyprinodontiformes; Rivulidae
Product: pulmonary surfactant-associated protein D
Source: RefSeq, a predicted model, not a curated record